Messenger RNA from Acanthopagrus latus (yellowfin seabream), 2404 nucleotides. It is a transcript of the gene taf1b, whose product is annotated as TATA box binding protein (Tbp)-associated factor, RNA polymerase I, B. NCBI's taxonomy places the organism in Eukaryota, Metazoa, Chordata, Actinopteri, Spariformes, Sparidae. The transcript has 15 exons. Gene Ontology annotation, biological process: nucleolar large rRNA transcription by RNA polymerase I; RNA polymerase I preinitiation complex assembly. The record is from RefSeq and is a predicted model, not a curated record. The coding region runs from base 155 to 1912 and encodes 585 amino acids. Gene Ontology annotation, molecular function: RNA polymerase I core promoter sequence-specific DNA binding. Gene Ontology annotation, cellular component: RNA polymerase transcription factor SL1 complex; RNA polymerase I core factor complex.
GGUGGCAGCAGAAUACCGCGGAACGCUCACACCACCGGAAAGCGUAGAAGAAGAAGUGAAGCCCAAACAAACCCUGUACAUGUGGACUUCAGCUCGAACUUAACAGAACCACAGAAAAGUGUUGGUGUCGUGUUCUGGUGGUUCGUCAGUGAACAUGGACGACGAGCACACCGCCGGGUUCAGGGAGCCCUGUGCUCAGUGUGCAGCGGUGGACUGGGGCGUUUCAGACGAGGGUCGUUUCUACUGCAGGUCCUGUCACAACGUCAUCGAGAGAACCAGAGAGGUGGUGGACCCCAACUUCACUCCUGGCUCCACCCGGAUCAGCACCAUCAGCAGAGGAUCCAGAACCAAGAGGCCCGAGCGCGGCCGUCAGUGGAUGAUCUGUGAGGGUUUCCAGUUCAUCCUGAGGAAUCAGGCCGACGCUCUGCUCCGACUGGGAGUCAGUCCAAACUUUAAGGACGACGUGCUGUGUCAGCUGUGGAGACUCUACCUGCAGAAGAGUCGACAGGCCUUCACCCACAACCCAGUGACCAGCUCCAAGUUUAAAGUGCGAGGUCUCGACUCGGACUCGGACAGUGCAGCCGAGUUAUCUGUUGUGUCGGCCAAUGAGACGAACCUGUCCUGCACGGCCGAGUCCAACGCAGAGAGCUCCAGUGAGUGGUCGCUGUGUUCUGGUUCUGUGGAUGCUUCCAGCUACCUGUCGGCCCGGCUGCGGAGGACACGCGGGCUGAUGAGCAUGAUGAAGACUUUGGCUCUGAUCCACCUCGCUCUGAUCUGGAGCGCCGAGACACUGACGCUCAGCGACCUGCUCAGGUUGGUGAACGAAGGUCACGUCCCGUAUGUGAACGCUUACGAGGAACUCCCUGAUGAGAUGAAGCUUGAGGGGAAAGACGCUCUCAUCUUCAGAGUAGAGGCUGUCCCGUCUCACCAGACGGUGCAUAAAGAGGCGGAGACUCUACUUCUGUUCCUGCAGCUUCCUGCUUUUCCUCCAGUCAGCCGCCAGAGUCUGCUGCACCCGUCUCUGCUCAGCCUGCGAUACCUGAUGGACGCCAACCUGCCCGAUGAGCUCCACCUGUGGGUCUGCAGACUGGUGGAGCGCACCGGUAUGGCGGAUGAAACGCUCCACGUGUCCGACCGUUUGUUACGUCCUGUCCUGCCGCGCUACGAUGUCCAGGCCGCCGCCCUCAUCAUCGUCACCAUGAAGCUCCUCUUCGGCCUGGAUGACCACACUGAAUGGGAUUUAUCCAAUCAGACAGGCGACCAGGACGACACCGGAGACCUGUUCAACCUGAGGAGGUGGUACCGGCUGCUGCAGGCGGCUCUGAUCCGAGCUCAGCAGAGGAGAGACCGCAGAAUUGCCAGGAAACAGUGGAAAGCAAAGAAACCUCUGUAUGAUAACAAGAGGGAGAAAUACUCCAUGAUAAAGAAUAAGAGAAUAGCAGAGCAGGUGCAGUCAUGUUUUGAGAGGCUGUCUUCCUGUCCGGUGGGCGUCGAUCGCAUCAAUCCGUCCAGCUUCAGGUUCUGUUGGGGGGACGAGGACGGAGCAGACGGUCCCAGUCUGCACCAGAAGAAGCUGGACGGAGUCGUGACCCUGAAACUCGACGUCCUGACGCCCCUGAACUCCACCUACUGGCACCCGGCACUCAAAGCCUGCAAACUGCGGUCCUGCAGCAGUCACUACUCAGAGGUGGAACCGACGCUGCCUCGGACAUUCGUGUGGCUGCUGCAGCUCUUCAGCUUCCUGCUGGAUGUGAAGCCGGCGUACCUGUACGAGGAGGUGCUAAAGGUGGAGAGACGAGCCAUCAACAGCAAAACACAUCGGAGGAAGAGGAGGAGAACCAGGGCCAAGACCCCGGCCGAGACCAAGGCCAAGACCAGGACCAGAACUCAAAGAGGACAAGAAAACAGAUGAGAAACCUUCAAGUGACAUCAGCAGUUUGUUGGUUGUUCAGGAACAAUAAUUUGAUAUCAUGUUGCCAUCGAUGUUCUGAGCCUGACGACAGAUCCUGUUCAGAACCGGUAUCAGCAUCCAUCCUGAGUGGUCUGGUCGCAGGUGGACAGCUCCAUGCACAGGUGUGAAUGAGAAUGACAAUGAGAAUAACAUCCGAUCACUCAGACCACAUUCAGAGGUGGUCUGGAUCACACUGAAGGACCGACCGGCAGCCUAUUGGACCAUUGAACCAGUGACAUCAUCACCAGACUCCCUUAACAAAUGUGUCAGUUUAGUGAGUUGUGCAGAAACACGGAGUCUGUCUGUUUCAUACAGAGCAGGAAGUGACAUCACAAGUGGCCUCAGAUUUGUGAGGACUGAAGUUAAAACCACCUUUCACGUCAAACUGUUGAUUUUCUGCCGUCAUUGUUACACGUUGCAAAUGUUUUUAGAAUAAAGAUUUUAAAGAAUUGA